AUGGCAUUGUGCUGCUGGGCCUCGUUCAUCUCGCCGCCUGCCCGACGCGGCUGUUCGUCCUCUUCUUCCUCUUCGUCAUCGUCGUCGUCGUCGUCCGACGACUCGUGCUCCUCUUCUGCAGACGCACCCUCGAUGAUUUCCUCCUCUUCUUCCUCGUCUGGUCGUCUCUCCUCGAACGCAGCUUCCAGCUCCUGGUCCAGAUCGUCCAGAUCGUCCAGGUCGUCGUCCUCCUCUUCCAACAUCAGUCUGUUCAGCUCGUCGUCCACGUGCGAGUCCGUGUCCUUGACCUUCUUCUUCUUCUUCUUGAUGCGCGGCUCCGGAGUGCCAUAG
This is a messenger RNA of Ogataea philodendri, 330 nucleotides long. RefSeq lists its product as uncharacterized. The transcript has a single exon. Lineage: Eukaryota; Fungi; Ascomycota; Pichiomycetes; Pichiales; Pichiaceae. The record is from RefSeq and is a predicted model, not a curated record. The coding region runs from base 1 to 330 and encodes 109 amino acids.